This is a messenger RNA of Aethina tumida (small hive beetle), 2510 nucleotides long. RefSeq names its product alkaline phosphatase-like. The transcript has 10 exons. Gene Ontology annotation, molecular function: alkaline phosphatase activity. The coding region runs from base 402 to 2129 and encodes 575 amino acids. NCBI's taxonomy places the organism in Eukaryota, Metazoa, Arthropoda, Insecta, Coleoptera, Nitidulidae. The record is from RefSeq and is a predicted model, not a curated record. Gene Ontology annotation, biological process: dephosphorylation.
CGGUUACGGUGUUUGCGGCGGCCGGCUUGUUUUGGUGCGCGUCCGCCUGGUACGCCCGAUUUGUGCGUCGUCGACUUUUUCCCUCUCUCUCUCCCUCCCACAUUCUGCCUAGAUAGUGACACUGUGACAUUGGUGGUUAGUGAUGUAUUGCGCACGUUUUUUGGAAUAUGUGUUUUGAAUAAUUGUUCGUCGUCUCCCCAUCAACUCCCUCCAAUAUAAAUGCAGAGCAAUUAAUUACAUUGGCUGAAUAAACGGAUAACGGAAACCAGGUCUCGACAUCACGACCAACGCGGCUCGAACAUGUCCCGAUGAAGAUGGAAAUCGAUUGGCUGUCCAUUAUCCUAGAUAAAACUAAAUAUCGAUAGAUACGAUACGUACACGUAUUUAGUCGUAACUGCACCAUGUUUUACUUGUUGUGGAUCAAUUGCUUUUUGUAUUGGACGGCCGUCGUGCAUUCCGCAAAAAUCACGGCCCCGCCGAACGACAAGGAAAGUAUUCAAGACCAGGAAUAUUGGUACGAGCAGGCACGUAUCACUUUAAGGAAACGUCUCCAGUACGCAACCGACCGUCGUCCGCACGCGAAGAACGUCAUCCUGUUCGUCGGCGACGGCAUGGGCGUCGCCACCUCGUCCGCCUCCAGGAUAUUGCGGGGACAGCGUCUGGGCAAACGGGGCGAGGACCACGAACUGGCCUGGGACAAUUUUCCGGCCGUCGCUCUCGCCAAGACGUACAAUAUGGACGCCCAGAUCGGCGAGUCGUCGGCGUGUGCGACGGCGCUCAUGUGCGGCGUCAAAACCAACUUCGAGACCGUCGGCUUGGACGCCCGGGGACGCUUCGAGAACUGUUUUUCCAGCUUCUCGUCGAGGGUUUCGUCGCUGAUUGAUUGGGCGCAGGAAUCAGGAAAAUCGACAGGAAUAGUGACAAACACGAGGAUAACUCACGCCACGCCCGCAGCUUUGUACGGGCAUUCGCCCUCCCGUUACUGGGAGGACGAUUCCAAAGUUCCGGCGGCAUCCAGAAAAUCCUGCAAGGAUCUAGCACGCCAGCUCAUCGAAAACGAUCCUGGACGUAAUAUUAACGUCCUGUUCGGUGGCGGCCGUCGUCACUGGUUGCCGAAGGUCGCGAACGACCCGGAGCGAACCACCGAGGAAGGUCGGCGCCUGGACGGGCGUAAUCUUAUCGACGACUGGAGGCGAGAUAAGAAGAAGCGGGGACUGAAGGCGGAAUAUGUCUGGAACAAAGGACAACUUGAUAAAAUUAACCCCAGUCAAAUUGACUACUUGCUCGGGUUAUUUUCGUACUCCCACAUGGACUUUGAAGCGGACCGAGAUCCCGGACCCUUGGGGGACCCCUCCUUGGCCGACAUGACUCGAUCGGCCCUCUCCAUCCUGCUGAAAAAUCCCAAGGGCUUCUUUUUGGUCGUCGAAGGGGGUCGCAUAGAUCACGCACACCACUACAACAACGCCUACAGAGCCCUGGACGAAACUUUGGCGAUGGAGACCGCACUGUUGGCCGCACUGGCUCUGGUAAAUCCCACCGAGACGCUAAUCGUCGUCACUGCGGAUCACUCGCACGUGCUCACGAUGGGUGGACAGGCUACGCCCAGGGGACAUCCGAUACUCGGCCCGGACAGCAAGGUGUCGGACAUCGACGGCCAACCCUACACCACCAUCCUGUACGCCAACGGCCCCGGCUUCGCCAUGCCCAGGAUCAUCCCUAUGAACACGAGCAGCGCCACGGAGGACAAGAACCAGGUGAACGCGGCGGCCGUGCCGAGACAGUGGGCCACGCACGGGGGCGAAGACGUGCCCGUCUACGCACUCGGACCACUCGCCACCACCCUGUUCACAGGAACGUUCGACCAAAGCUACAUCCCGCACGCCAUCGCCUACAGCGGCUGCCUCGGCGAGCACCGUCUCCGCUGCCAGGGCCUGGACAACUACACCGCACCGCAGGUCACCACGUGCGUGGCGCCGGAGAUGUCCAGCGUGUCGGCCGCCGGCCACCCCGUCGUCAUCGCCAGCAGCGUGAUGGCCGACGACGGCACCCGCGUCAAGUCCGGCGUCCCGGCCGUGCCGCUGGCGGGCCCCUGGCUGGUCCUGGUCCUGUUCAAGUUCGCCGUGACAUGACUGUGCACGCGUGACCGGCGGUUUUCAGGGUAAUUUCGCUCCGACUUGUUUUAAUAUGCGCAGUGAUAUUUUGUACAUACAUAAUAAAUUAAAUGACUCAUUGAACUAAGGCCGGACUGACGGUUUUUGACGUGUACAUAAAUCAAAUUAUAAUAAAAAUAAAACGUCGGGAUGUAUCGACCAAAUUUGGGGGCGAAGAUGAAUUGUUGUUAAUUAUAGUGAGGCCACAGGAUAUACACUAGUGCACGUUUUACCCACUCAUACAGCAUGUUUUUCAAUGUUCCAACGGCGUAUCUACAGUCCAUUUGUUGGAGUGCCAAUGAUGUAUUUCCCAAACUUUCAAUAUACACGAUCAAUGUUUAUUCGGAAUGUAUAUUUACG